This is a messenger RNA of Penicillium antarcticum, 519 nucleotides long. RefSeq names its product endosulfine family protein. The transcript has 3 exons. NCBI's taxonomy places the organism in Eukaryota, Fungi, Ascomycota, Eurotiomycetes, Eurotiales, Aspergillaceae. Gene Ontology annotation, cellular component: cytoplasm. The coding region runs from base 1 to 519 and encodes 172 amino acids. The record is from RefSeq and is a predicted model, not a curated record. Gene Ontology annotation, molecular function: protein phosphatase inhibitor activity.
AUGAAUCCCCAUCAACAGAACAAAGUGGACCUCAACUCGCUGAGCCCCGAGGAGCAGCGCCUGCUGCGCCUCUACGGCAAGAUGCCCACCAAGAAGGACGUUCUCCAGAACAAGCUCAAGGAACGCAAGUACUUCGACUCGGGCGAUUACGCCCUCAGCAAGGCGGGCAAAGCCUCCGACGUUGGCGUAACCAACAUCGGAUCGCGCCACCCAGUGCCCGAGAACAUCCCCCACCUGACAGCGACCUCGCCGGGCACCAACAACCCCGCCCCCCACAACGGCAGCGUCAGUGGCAGCGUGAGCGGUCAGGGCCAACAAGCGCCCGGCAGCUUCAGCGGUCACCCAGGUUCGGUCGGGUUCCAAAGCCGCAGUCCCGUCAAGGAGGGCGGUAGCUUCCUGCACCGCGGCUCAAGUCUCAGCGAGGGCGAGGCUGGUUCUGGCCUUGCCACGGAGGGCAAGGAGGAUAAUCUCAGUGUUAGUCCCCCGCCGGCUAGGGAGGGUGUUCCCAUCCGCCGGUAG